Salvelinus sp. IW2-2015 is the source of this 4244-nucleotide messenger RNA. Its product is annotated as rhomboid-related protein 1. Lineage: Eukaryota; Metazoa; Chordata; Actinopteri; Salmoniformes; Salmonidae. Gene Ontology annotation, cellular component: membrane. Gene Ontology annotation, molecular function: serine-type endopeptidase activity. The record is from RefSeq and is a predicted model, not a curated record.
GACCCAGACAACACCGGUUUCAUCGCAGUGGAGAACUUCACCAGUUUGGUGGAGCACCAUGAGCUGCAGCUGGACCCUUCCAAACUGGACAUGCUGUUCGCCCUGGUGCAGAGCAACGAGGAUGGACAGGUGUGCUACCAGGAGCUCAUUGAGCUGAUGAGCAGCAAGCGCUCCAGCAGUUUCCGACGGGCCAUCGCCAAUGGCCGCCGUACGCUGCAGCGAGAGAUCCUAUUGGAUGAGACGGGCCUGGGUGUGUACAAGCGCUUUGUGCGCUACGUGGCCUAUGAGAUCCUGCCCUGCGAGACAGACCGGCGCUGGUACUUCCACCAGAACCGCCUUUGUCCCCCGCCCAUAUUCAUGGCUAUCAUUACCAUUGUCCAGAUCAUCGUGUUCAUGUGUUAUGGCAUCAUGCUGAAUAAGUGGGUGCUGCAGACGUACCAGCCAGACUUCAUGAAGAGCCCCCUGGUGUACCACCCCAGACACCGCCACCAGGUCUGGCGCUUCUUCAGCUACAUGUUCAUGCACGUUGGGUUGGAACAGCUGGGGUUCAACGCUCUGCUCCAGCUGAUGAUCGGCGUUCCCUUGGAGAUGGUCCACGGCAUCCUACGCAUCAGUCUGCUGUACAUGGCCGGUGUUGUGGCAGGUUCCUUGACGGUGUCCAUCACAGACAUGCGUGCUCCAGUGGUGGGGGGCUCCGGUGGGGUCUAUGCUCUGUGCUCGGCGCAUCUGGCCAACGUCGUCAUGAACUGGGCCGGCAUGCGUUGUCCAUACAAGCUCCUCCGCAUGAUUCUUGCGCUGGUGUGCAUGAGUUCGGAGGUGGGCCGUGCAGUGUGGCUGCGCUUCUCCCCGCCCUUGCCCUCCUCAGGGCCCCAGCCCAGCUUCAUGGCCCACCUGUCGGGGGCGGUGGUAGGCAUCAGCAUGGGCCUGCUCAUCCUGCGCAGCUAUGAAGAGAGCUUGCAGAAGCAGUGCUCCUGGUGGGUCAUCGUCUUCUCCUUCAUCACGUUCCUUCUCUUUGCCAUCUUCUGGAACAUCUUCGCCUACGAGCUGCUAGGGGUGCAGCUCCCGCCCGCUCCCUGACACCAAGAAGCUCCCUCCCACUCCAUUACAUUGUCCCUCUCAUUGCCAUAUGUCAAGACCCAUCCACUUUACCAUAUCCUUUUCCUGUUCCCUCAGCCAACCUCCCAACAACACCAUUCAAAACACAAUAUGUUUUUUCAUUUAAAACUGUACAGGGCAGGAAUUAUUCUUUCCAUGUACCCAUAUCAUCAAAAAAUGAUAUCUGUUUUGUGGUGGGAUGGAAUUUGGUAGCAACAUAUGCAGGUGAAACCUGUGUAGCUCUCUUCAUAUCCUCAUUGUGGAGCAGCUAUGUAAAAAGGGAAUCCCUUUUGUCUUUUGUGUUGAAGCUUUACCCACCUCAAGGUGGAACCUGUCAGUCAGCCAUUUUGAUUAAUACCCAUGCAGCUUCAGAUCUCCUGUGUUCAGAGUGGGUUCAUGACCCUCUAGGUGCUUCUUACUGGACAGGUGUGUGUUCUGUCAGUAUCCCUCACUGCCCCUUUUAAAGCCAUGAGGCAGUAGGGAACCAGUGUUCUAUUGCUCAACAUGCACCUAAACACAAGAUCUACACUGUGGAAUAAUAAUAGGAAUUCACAGGAAUAGAUAUUACAUGUAACAAGGCAUGCAGCUAGGAAGUAUAGAGGUGGAAAAGACAAGAGGGGAGAGGGAAAAAAAUUAAAUGCUGAAACUGUGACAUCCUUUCUCCUCACUGUCACCACCGUGGUGCUCAUGUCCCUAGUAGCCAUUGUCACUCUCCUUUUCCACCCAACCUAAAUGCUUCAGCAGGUUAGCAUAAUCUCUACCAGUACCAUAUGCUAACCUGCUAAGCACCAGCAUCUCAUCUAGCUAAUGCUAUAAGGUCGUAACUAAAACGCUUGCCCUGUGCACCCUGGACACACCAGCCCUCACCCUUCUGUGUUGCCGUCUCCAAGAACAACCACUGCCUGAUGCUGUAAGUCGGUAUGGGAACGCAAAGAGAGAGAUGCACACACUGGCCUCUGUCAAUUCUCACUCUAACACACUGAACUGGGGAGGGCAACGGACAUGUUAUCAUCGCCUGACCUCUGACCUCUGUCCCAGCGGGCUUUGGGGUCGGUCUGUCAAGGCCCAGUCUAUACCUCAGUGUCUCAUUCUUAGGGACUGUACACUUUUGUAAAGGAAUGUAAGCAUCAAAAAAAGUAUUCAUAAUUUAUUUCUGUUUUUCCUUUGAUAGUGGAUGUGGAUAUUAUAUGUUCAUAAUUUAAGAGUAUAUUUAACGGUGCAGACUUAAUGCUAUGAUUGUUCUUAUGAUUACUCUUACAAUACAGCUUUGAUCCUCUGAAAAUAGUCAGCGAGCAGAAAUCCCUGGUUACUAUGACGAAUGAACACCAAUGACGCAAGUUACACUCGUCUUUAUAAAUCUUAGUGCUCUAAAGAAUAAGCCAUAAAAGAACCAAUUCAACAUAGACAUGGAAAACAAAGGAUGAGUAAAAACAGUCAGUGCCUGAUUUCUGGUAUAUGCUUUGGUGAAUGUUUCUGCCAUGUAGUCGUCAUUAUUAAGGUCAAAGCUGAUCAAAUAUUGAAUAUGUUAUGUGGUAAAUGAAAGACAGGAUGACAAAGCCAAACUCUUUGUGCAAGAACAUGCUUGAGAAAUGCUGGACUGUUAAACAUGAAAUAUUUGUUGUUAAACACAUCUUAACAACUUGGUUGACCGAUAGAAUAUUCAGACACAGCAUUACUGUAUGAUAGACAGAUUCCAAAUCACCCCAGUGUGGUGAUGCCUGACUAGUCUUUUUGGGUUAAUGACACAUUUUGGAUAGAGUAACAUGCCCCAAAUUAGCUCAUUGUCUGAACCAAGCAUUUUCUAAACUUGAUAUUAAUCUUUUUUUUCAGUUUGUAAGUUAAUUCAUGUGAAAGGUUUCUUCUGACUGCUUUAGAGAAGUUUUAGUUUCCAAUGUUGACAGUUGGUCUCAGACAUAAUCCUCAGCAUACAUGAUUGUCACUGACAGAUGAUACUCGUAAACUAUAGAAUCCAUCGGACAUUAACACAGAAAAGGCAAAGGGGCCUACAUAUGGGCUAGAAACUAAGUAUUGGUAAAACUGUUAAUAGGAGUAGGAACCUUCCCGAAAAUGAAAACUAAACGACUAAAGGGGAUGAUAAAAGCUGAAGUACAAGGUACAAGCUUCCAUUUCCCCACCCUUAAAAACACACCCAGGUCUCCGUUAAGUUAUUUGUCAACCGGUUGUUCUUGAAUGAAUGUGUGAUCAGUCUCAAAUAAGUCUCCAAUUCUGUAUUCAUAGACAUGUUUAUUUUUUCUUUCUUUUCACCAUGGCGUAUGAGACAGCCGUCGGAGGAAUUAAGAAGUGCAUAUAUCUUAAUUAAGCAGGCAGAGAAGUCGACGGGAGUAGUCUAUUACCCGUCUGUAAGCCAAAUUACUUCACCUUGGGCUGCAUCCAAACACGGCAGUACUAACAACACAUCUUCUACAAAAGCCAAUCCAAUCCCACUCUCCUUUUGGCUGAGAUGUCUCUGCUUUGUCCAGACAUCCGAGGAUCUGGGGGGAGAGGCAUAAAUGCUGUGAUGAAGGAGCAAGUGUCAUCUACAGGCUGACAUAUGUUUAGAUGGUGCCAAUGUGUGUCUCCAAUGCUUUAGAUGGUGCCAUGUGUGUGUCUGUGAGCGAUGGCGGGAGAGGGGGAACAGAGGAGGAGGAUUGGAGAUGGCACCACUCAUAAAACACCAUUGGGGUCAAAGCAAGUGUGUGUGCCUUCAUAUCUUGUCUUAUACCCAUCACAAUGCCUCGGGCGUCAGAAAUGAUGUAUGGCUGUUACGUGGGGCUCUGUUCUACCAGGACCCGGGGCUCCACCACUGUAAACAUGAUCUAUUUUUCUUUAAGUAGAUGUGAAAGGCUGCAUGAUGUUGAUUUAAUUGCUGUCUUUUAUGUGACAUAUUUGUUUUCAUCGACAUAGGGGGGCCUGGUGAAGAAUAGGAUGAGCAGGAUAGGGGCCAGCCAACCAUACCAUGUGAUCCAUUAUAUAAAUGAUGCUCUAUUGAUUAGAACCCCAUCACCACCUCUUUAGUGAGUGGUCUACUGACCACGCCCCUCCCCCUUCACAUUCACUAUAUAUAAACAAAGCUAUGCGGACACCCCUUCAAAUUAGGGGAUUCAGCUAUUUCAGCCAUACCCAUUGAUGACAGGUGUAUAAAAUUGAAC